AGCGGGACCCGAGGCGGGGAAGCGCUCCCUGAAUGAGGAGGCGGACUGAGGGGAGAGGGUGUGUGAGUGUGGGGGGGAUGUGCGCCCCUCUGCUGCUCGGUACGCGGAGGUGUGCGCUCCUCUCUCUCUCUCUUGAUCCUGCUUUUGUAUCGCUUCGGAGGAGAGAACCCACAGGACACCUUUGGAUGCAAUCAUGUCACGGCCGCCGUGUCGUUUCCACAGCAGCAUCCUCUGAAUAAUAGAGGCUGUUUUAAUCCACGCAGGCGUCAAAGGGACCUUAAGGAAUAAAGCUAUGGGUGGGCAGAUAACGCGGAAUGCUUUGUACGACUCCCUCGGAGGUCCAUUCCCGUCCACGUCGCAUCGAUGCCACCACAAAUCCAAAAGGUGUCUGCCGAUCCAGUGCAGCAGCGUUGGCGGACCGUUCCUGGUCAGCCCGCUCCUUUUCCAUCCAAACACCAAGGGGUCUCAGAUAGUCAUGGACCUGGCCCAGAAGAGCGUAAAGAGGCAGGCCAGCUUCUGCAACGCCAUCACUUUCAGCAACAGGCCCAUUGCACUGUACGAGCAAGUCCGCCUCAAGAUCACUAAAAAGCAGUGCUGUUGGAGUGGCGCUCUGCGUCUAGGCUUCACCUCCAAAGACCCCUCCAGGAUAAACCCAGACAACCUGCCAAAGUACGCCUGCCCCGAUCUGGUGUCCCAGAGCGGCUUCUGGGCCAAAGCUCUGCCUGAAGAGUUUGCUAAUGAGGGAAACAUCAUUGCCUUUUGGGUCGACAAGAAAGGCAGGGUUUUCUACCGCAUUAACGAGUCCAGUCCCAUGCUUUUCUUCAGUGGAGUACGCACAGCUGAGCCCCUUUGGGCCUUGAUCGAUGUUUACGGCCUGACCCGUGGGGUGCAGCUUCUAGACAGUGAGAUCGUUCCUCCGGACUGUCUGCGACCACGUUCCUUCACCACGGUGCGUUCCUCCUCCCUUCGGCGUGAAGCUGACGACUCCCGCCUCUCCAUCAGCCUGUGUGAUCUCAACCUGCAGCAGGAGGAGCGAGGCCCCACCCACUCUCACCGCCACACCCUCCACCUGGCCUCAGCUUCCUCCUCGUCCUCCUCUUGCCCCAUCCCCCAGAACUCCCUAAACUCGCAGCAGUCCUCCAUGCUGCCCUCUGCCCUGGAGAGCGACCUGCAUUUCCACCAACUUCGCGGUGCAAACAUCAAGACGCUUGACGAGCAGACCGUGGCACGGUCUGAGCACGCCCGGGAGGAGCGGACGUUGGUCUUCACCAACCGGCCCUUGCGCACUGGAGAGACUGUCUUCAUCAAGGUCACCAAGUCCAGCCCGGCACGCUCAGGCUCAUUGUCCUAUGGGGUAACUUCCUGCGACCCGGCAGUACUGCGCCCCAGCGACCUGCCAUACAACCCAGAGGCUCUGGUGGACAGGAAAGAAUUCUGGGCCGUGUGCCGGGUACCGACUCCUCUGCAGAGCAGCGACAUCCUGGGUUUCCUGGUUAACCAAGAAGGGGAGGUCAUCCUCAGCCACAACGGCACCGAUGUCGGUAUGCAGGUGUGUGUGGACAACUCCCGCCCCCUCUGGAUGUUCUUUGGCCUGCAUGGAGCUGUGACGCAGCUGAGGAUUCUGGGCUCCACACAUGCUGGGGAUCCACGGAUCACAUCCAACCCCAGCUCGCCCUCCUCCUCUCCACACACCCCCAACGCCCUGGGAAGCGGCAUCUCCGAUCCGGUCCUGAACGGAGGCCUGUGUUCUGCUGCCUACUGCGGCUCAGCGGGUGGUAGGUCCGCCCUGACGGGCUCUUACAUCACUUUUCUUCUUGAAAUCAAUCACCCCUCAUGAGGUUGAAACAAACGU
Molecule: messenger RNA, 1852 nt
Organism: Cyprinodon tularosa
Lineage: Eukaryota; Metazoa; Chordata; Actinopteri; Cyprinodontiformes; Cyprinodontidae
Gene: neurl1aa
Product: neuralized E3 ubiquitin protein ligase 1Aa
Exons: 5
Coding region: 293-1837 (514 amino acids)
Biological process (GO): nervous system development; negative regulation of Notch signaling pathway
Cellular component (GO): plasma membrane; postsynaptic density
Molecular function (GO): ubiquitin protein ligase activity
Source: RefSeq, a predicted model, not a curated record